GCACAGUAAUAAUAUUACCUUUAUUCCUGUGUUGUUAAGGAGUGAGUUAUCUGGUGCUUUAUAUUGUCCAUCGAUGAUCUGGGCCAUACAUUUACCGCUGGUGAGAGCGUCGCCCUUAUACAUCAUUGUUGACCAGCGUAUGAUCAGGAACAAGGUGGUCUGGUACAUGGAAAGUUAGGAAUGUGAUACACUGCAGUCUACACACGGUGUAACUAUCAUGAUAGAGGGGGCCAUGGCGGAAUAUUUGGUGUCUCUUCUCCUGAUUCUGAUGCCUCUGUUGGGUGUGGAUGCUCAGACUAAACACUUUACAGGAGGAUCAAUGAGCUUCAAGUUCGUCAAUACAUCGAAACCAACAGAGUAUAAGAUCCAAUUAACGAUUGUUACCGGGUGGACGUUGGGUCAAGGACCUUGUGGCGAACACUGUUCGAUCAAUGACGUCGGAAGGAGCACAGUUAUAACUCGAAAUCAUAUGUUAAACAUGAAUGGCGAUGUAUAUUUUGGAAACUGGAGUUCGGAGGCUGCAUUCCCGAAUAGAAGCGUCACUUACAGUCUGAUCACUAACAAAGUAGCCAAGAGACUCACUGGCGAAGUAGCAGCCGUAAAUGUGCCCCUCGGGUUGGAACAGGAAAAAGCGGAGGUCAUUCUCGAAGUCGAUCCAUUACGACUUUAUACAGAUAUUGAGAUGCACGGUUACUACUGGAAAGACUUUGACUAUGGUUACACUGGCGACACAAAUUUUCACCUUCAAGUCAAGAUUGAUGCACGUGAACGCAGUGAUACAGGGCAACCGAACAACAGCCCUGUUGCGAUGUUUAAGCCUACAUACAAAAUUCUCUUGAACAGCGUAACCGUCAUCAAACUCUCCACCAUGGACAAAGAUGGGGAUUUUGUUCAAUGUCAGUUAGCAACGUUCAUAACAGCUGGUGGUCUACCUAUACCACGUAACACGAUCAUAAAUAAGGACUGCAGCAUAGAAAUCAGUGCCUAUGAAUCUGAUCACUUCUUUGAUCAAGGAUGGGGUGUGAUACCUGUUAAGAUCAGUGACUUUAACUCCAAACCUAUAAGCCUCAAGGGGGAUUGGCGUCCAGUUAAACCAGUUGGAACACAGUCUCUCAGUGAUAUAAUGGUUCAGUUCAUGAUACAAACUCUGAAAAUCAUAGAGGAGCCCGAAUUUGUGGACCCCACAAAGAGUCGUCAACAUGUGUUCUACGUUUAUGUUGGUUCAACACUGGAAAUACCUCUCUAUGCUAAGCCAUAUGACACGGCCAAAAGUGAGAUUUCUAUCUUCAAUUUGAGAUCAAUUCCAAGGAGAUCAUUUCCUAUACCACCACUGCAAUAUGACACAAAUCGCAAAAGUGAUGGCAUCAAAUAUGCACUAGUGAAAUGGCGUCCAGGCAUAGCGGAUGUUGGCACCUUUGUCCUCAGUGCAUUGGUAACGGAUAACUUGGGAAAUGACGGACAAGAUAGGAGUUACAACAUCAUUGUCAGAGACCUUAACUUCACAACUCCUGAUGUUGGUACGUUGACUCGACCCUUCUUUACAUUAUUCCCCACUGAUAUUGUAAUACGGUGCCUACCGAAUUCAACAUGUUCCUUCCCUAUUUACUCUACAACUAGACGCGCUGGAGGACGAAUACAAUCUGUGAAAUAUUUAACUUCGACUCUCAAGAAUACGCAAAUUUCGUCACCUGUCAAAGUGACCAAGAAUAUACAAGAAAUGUUUGAGACUGAUGUAACAAUAACAUCUGAUCAGGUUGGCGGACAAAGAAUAUGUUUCCAGGCGUAUGACGACCAAGGGACAACGUCUGAGAGGAAAUGCCUUGGGGUCACUAUGGAAAUUGAUGAUCCCUGCAAGUCAGAUCCAUGCACGCCCGGCGCAUGUGAAAGCAACGGCUCAACCUUCAAAUGUAUUUGCAAACCCGGAUACACUGGCGAGUUUUGUGAUAUAGAUGUUGACGAGUGCCUGAGCAACCCAUGCCAAAACGGCGCAACCUGUUUAACCAGCAUCAACUACCUAGAUUUUUACUACUGUCAAUGCGUAUCGGGAUUCACUGGAAGUAACUGUGAAACAAAUAUAAAUGAUUGCAAACCCGACUCAUGUUCUGGAGCUGGUAUAUGCAUUGACCUGGUGGAAGAUGUUAAGUGCCAGUGCAACAAGGGACAUUCUGGCCAACAUUGUGAAAACCCUGACCCGCUUUGCUCCAGUCAUGUGUGCGCCAACCAGGGAGUAUGCGUGGUGGAACAGAGUAAAGCAGUGUGUAGAUGUCCACUGGGGUAUGGUGACCCUCUCUGCCAAACAGAUAAGAAAUCAACUGGCGGAACACCAAUAAAUAAAGACAAUGGACAUAAAGAAUCACCCUUUAUAACUCCAACCCUGCUGAAUGGCGGGGGUAUCCAGUGUACUGUCGGUGUACCAUGUCCUGUUCCACUCUACAUUCGUCAACCUCCCUCGGGAACCAUUCCACCAGUUACCCUCGGUCCGACAUCACCGGGAUUAACCGCCAGUGUGGACACUCCAACACCCGAUAAAAGCACAGGGCUGCAAAAGACGCUAACAUCUCAUUUGACGGUGAUACAAACUAACCCUGGAGAACAAAGCGUAUGCGUCGAUGCCGGGACUGGCGUGAAUGCUGACAGAAUCUGUUACUUGAUACACACCAAGCCACCAGGACCAGCACAAUCAAAACAGCCGGCACUCACUGCUGCAUUUUUGGAGCCUUCACUACCAGAUGGCAGCAUUGUCAACUGUUACGUCGACAAGCCAUGUCACGCCAUCUUCCACUCUAAAGAUCAUCCCCCUGGAAAUUGCUUUCUGACAUCUGGUAGCACAUCAGCAAUGCCAUUCCCUGUUAAUUCUAAGGAUGGAGAGUGUCAAACAGAUGUUUUAUUCACCCCGCCACCAGGGGGAGAUAGUCACGUGUGUCUCCAAGUCAGCUAUCAGGGCGAGAAACGAUGUUACAAAGUGAACGUCAUAACAACAGACAUGUGCGACCCCAACCCUUGUAACAACGAAGGUGGUUGUGCAAAUCAACCACAGCAGUCUCCCGGCUACCAAUGCGUGUGUACAGAAGAUUUCACAGGAGAUAUAUGUCAACAAACUAACCCAUGCUACCCAAACUCAUGCCAAAAUGGUGGCGAUUGCGUUAGUCAAGUGACGUCCCAUCAAUGUCUUUGUCCUGUAGGCUACAUAGGACACGACUGUGAAACAGCUCUUUCUCACACCUCGGAAGCCCAGGUGUCAGAACCAACAUUACACAAUGGUGCUACACUACAGUGUCACGUUGGAGUAACAUGUUCCAUCCCGGUAUUUACCAGGGGCCCAGGUGCUCAUGAAACGUUGACUCCUGGUCCCACUAGCAAUGGCUUACAUGUGAACAUAACACAACCUGUAGCAAGCACGACAGCGCCCGACCUUAACCAAGGCAGUGUUCAGGUAACACCUACAGCGACCGGUAACGAAAAUGUCUGCAUCCAGACAACGUCAGGACAGCCACGCAGCGAUCAGGUUACUUGUUACCAUGUCAACGUGACGCCACCAGGAGGUGAUGGUUCAGGAUCAGGAUCGGGAACAACUUCAAGCACAGACCACUUCGAAGCUCCAACUCCCACAGAUGGGAGCACAGUUCCGUGUGCUGCUGGCGACGACUGUCACCUAUUAGUAUACUCCAAACCAACUACAGGGAACAAAUGUCCUCAGGUUAGUUAUGGGAGUACGGAAGGCGUAGAGACACAUAUCUUUCCUACCAAGCCGCUCACAGGGACGUGCGCUACUGAUGUCCUCAUAACACCCGACUCCAAGACAGGGGAUCAUCAGAUAUGCUUAAACUCAAGGUCGCGUGAUCCACCUCGCUGUUUCAAAGUUGAUCCUGACGCAUCCAAACCUUGUGCAGUAACGUCGUGUGGUCAUGGUGUGUGUAUUGUCGAGACAAACCACACCAGCACGUGUUUGUGUGACGAUGUCCAUUCGGGAGACAGUUGUAACAAAGAGGCACCCUGCAAGUCAUCCCCAUGUCAGAACCAUGGAGCAUGUGAGAACGACGGGAAGAAUCCGAUAUGCCACUGUCCCAUAGGUUACACUGGCGUCAACUGUGAGACAGGCAUACACGUCCCUCUUCAUCAGAAGCCUACAUUUACCGGUGCAAGCAUAAACAAUGGCGGAGUUUUCAACUGUGUGAAAGAUCAGACCUGCACAAUUCCUCUCUCCAUUUCGAAAGGACAAGGACCAGCUCCAGUGAUUAAGGUUGGCCCUCACAGUAAUGGACUAACCGUCCAGUCGCCAGAUCUCCCAGCAAAGGAUACGGACACGCCAGGACGUCAAGACCUAUACACGAGUCAGAUGCACAUUACAGCAACCGAGGUUGGCGAGAAAAAAUUGUGUGUCAAAACUGGAAGCGAUACUACGGAUGUCGAUAGCGCAAAUGCCGAUACAGUCUGCUACCAUCUUCACGUUACUGACACUGGAACAACAACACCAGUGUUAAAGGAUAGUUUCCAUGACCCGACCCCUGUUUCCGGGAGCACCAUACGAUGUUCACAAGGGAAGGACUGUCACAUGAUACUACAUACACUUCCUGAUAAUGGCGGUCAAUGCCCGCAAGUCACUACAGAUACAAGCACGGCAAAUGUCUUCCCUACAAGAAAGGAUACAACUUGGACCGACUGUAUCACAGAUGUAUCAGUACCUGCUGCGAUUGCUCAGCAUCCAUCGACAGUCUGUCUCAAAGCUAGGCAAGGAGAACAACCAAGAUGCUAUUCCACCAAACCAACACCACCAACAGAUGUCUGCUCGGCCAAAGGCUGCAAUAAAAUUCAUGGUGCAUGUAUCCUGGAGAAAAACGACACAGCAAGCUGUCUGUGUGACAGUCCCUUCAAGGAACCUACGUGUGAUCCCUGUCAAAACCAUGGUAUUAUUGAGGGAGGGACGUGUCAUUGUCCGACGGGAUUUACGGGGCUGCACUGCGAAACAGGUGAGUUUAAAAUAUGCGAUAUCAAGUAAUAAUUACAUUUCUUCUACUAUGUAUCAAAAUGACACUAAUCCAGUAAAGCAGUUAUGAUACUGAUUCCAAAGAUGCAUUAUAUAGUUAAUGUAAUGUAAUGAGAACAUCAUAAAGUGUAUACUGUAGACCCCUCUUUGUCUCUUUCACUGAUGACACCGAAACUGUUGUUAACCCAUCAUGUAAACGUUCGUUUAAAAUAUGUCGAAUGCGGGAGAGUAUAGCUUUUAUACCUCGUACCACGUGAAAGUGGUUGAAUAAUUCGAACUACUCGAUCUUAAAUUGUUAUCUAUCCGGCAAAGGUUAACACACACAUCCCUCUGCUCAUCUAUCCCACCCUACUCGUUUUACAAAGGGCAUUGCAUGUUGGUGCUGAUGUUAAUUGUUUUUCUUAUUCGAAGGAUUACGCAAUUAGAAAGACAUAAAAAUACAAUAUUCAACUGUUGCUAUUUGUAUUAUGCAUUCAAUGUAUGAAUUUCAAUGUUUGCUAAUCCACUUGUACAUUUUUCAACUUUCAUCAACAUCACUCGUGUUCAUAUCAUCAUUUCAUAUCAUUUUGUUUUGAGUAUAUGAUUUAUGUGUGUUUCUUGAAUUUGCCAAUAACACUGAAUUGCAUUUGCCUGAAUUUGUGCUACUCUAUCUACACGUGACGGUGAUAUAAUAUGUGUUGUUUACUUAUGUUUUCCUUUUUAUUUUUUCAGGUGAUGGUCACAACGUGCAUAAUUUAGACGUGCAUGAAUUAGAAUUAAUCAUAAUUUGCAAUAAUGUCGCUAGUCAUAAUUCAACAUUUUGUGGUUAAUGAUCGUAAACACUGUUAUUAUGUGAUAGAUUCUUAUUCAUUAAUCCAUUAUUACGUGAUAUAACUAGUUCGCUACCAGACACCCCACGUUCAAUAUGAUCCAGUAUGGUCAGUAUCCAUGCCAAUGUAUAUCAAUUCCCUGAACAUUGAUGUCUAUCGACUUAACUGAGUUAUAAAUUAGAAUUAUAUGUGAAAUUACGAUUUCAUUCCAAGCGUAUUAUGGUUUAAAUGCGGUUUUCUAGGUCCUCGAAUUUCUGUAUCUGUUUUUUUGAAUGGUUGCUUUGUGUUGCAGAUUUCUGACUCGGCUACUGUAAUUUAGCUGGCGAAAAAAAGUCAUUCUGUGUACAAACUUAGUACCACCACACAUUUCUGACUCGGCUACUGUAAUUUAGCUGGCGAAAGGAGUCAUUCUGUGUACAAACGUUAUACCACCACACAUCGAGCGAAGCCAACGGCCGGAUCCUGUCCUCAAAAGGAACACAGCAAUCAUUUUAUCUUUGAGGGAUCAACAGCAAACUGCUGAAUAUAAACAUCGUUCGAUUCGGCACUCCUGAAAAAUUCAAAAUAUUUUAUGAACGAGUGAAUGUCAGAAACAGCAUUGUGUGUAUUGUAUUGCUCAGUCCAACAUCCCAAUCUCCUUCAUAACAUGUGUCUUAUAUGACAUAAUGUGUGUCAUAUAUGACAAUAGUGGAAUAAAACAUAGUCCAUCAAA
Messenger RNA from Haliotis rufescens (red abalone), 6505 nucleotides. RefSeq names its product neurogenic locus notch homolog protein 3-like. Gene Ontology annotation, biological process: heterophilic cell-cell adhesion; establishment or maintenance of epithelial cell apical/basal polarity. Lineage: Eukaryota; Metazoa; Mollusca; Gastropoda; Lepetellida; Haliotidae. The transcript is spliced from 49 exons. Gene Ontology annotation, molecular function: calcium ion binding. The coding region runs from base 218 to 4996 and encodes 1592 amino acids. The record is from RefSeq and is a predicted model, not a curated record. Gene Ontology annotation, cellular component: protein-containing complex; plasma membrane.